AAUUUUUUCUUCUUCCUUAAAAACCUACACUGAGCUCUCACACUUUGUACGCACUACGCUACUUCGGACAUGGCGGCCAGAGCUUUCAAAGCCCCUGAAAUCGAUCUCUUUUCACACCCAUUAUUCUCCUCUGCUUCAAAAUCACGCUCCCUUAAAACCCCAGCUCUUGCUUUCCCUCCUUCUAACCCCAAAAUUAAAAAAUCAAUAUGUCUCAGUUCAUCUUCUACCAUCAGUACCAGUGUCAGUGCCGUUACCCCGGCUGAGUUCCGCGUCGACAUUCUCUCUGAGUCGCUUCCCUUUAUUCAAAAAUUCCGUGGAAAAACCAUCGUCGUCAAAUUCGGCGGCGCUGCCAUGAAGCCAAACCAAAGCGAGAAGAAUCUCCUGGCUUCCUUCGUGAAAGACAUUGUCCUCCUCUCCGUUGUCGGUCUCCGUCCUGUCCUCGUCCAUGGAGGCGGCCCCGAGAUCAAUUCCUGGCUCAAACGCUUCGGAAUAGAGCCGCAAUUUCGUGACGGCCUCCGUGUCACUGACGCCAACACCAUGGAAAUCGUCUCAAUGGUGUUAGUCGGCAAGGUGAACAAAAACCUAGUCUCUCAAAUCAACAAGGCCGGCGCCACAGCCGUGGGGCUCUCCGGCAUGGACGGCCGGCUCUUCAUGGCCCGCCCCAGCCCGAACGCCGCCCAAUUAGGUUUCGUCGGCGAAGUGGCCCGCGUUGACCCCACUGUGAUCGAGCCGUUGGUGAAGAACGGGCAUAUCCCAGUGAUCGCCUCGGUGGCGGCAGACGAGCUGGGGCAAUCUUAUAACAUCAAUGCGGACACUGUGGCGGGGGAGUUGGCGGCCGCGUUGGGCGCGGAGAAGCUGAUUCUGUUGACAGACGUGGCGGGAAUUCUAGAGAACAAAGAGGACCCGGCAAGUUUAGUGAAAGAGAUUGACAUAAAAGGGGUAAAGAAAAUGAUCGAGAAGGGGACUGUGGGUGGAGGAAUGAUUCCGAAAGUGAAUUGCUGCGUGAGGUCACUGGCUCAGGGGGUUAAAACGGCGAGUAUCAUUGAUGGGCGACUUGAACACUCUUUGCUUCUUGAGAUUUUGACCGAUCAAGGCGCCGGAACCAUGAUUACUGGCUAAGUUAUUCAUGUUUUCUGUAACAUUUUUCUUGCAUUAGAUACCAAUUUCAAUGGGGCAACUUAAUGCAAUAAAAUAAAAAUGCUCUCUUGGUUCUCUGAAUUUGUGGCCAAGGUUGAAUGUUUUGAUUAGCUUGUGAGUGUGGGGAAAUAGAGGGUGAUGAUGGCUACUUUCAGGAACAUCUCUGAUUCUGAGCUGCUGGAGCUGAAGCUAUAGAGCAGCCAAUGCAACAUAAUGUAGUAUGCAAUGAUAAACAGAAUUUACAGUAAUGUCAAACUAUAUGGAACAUGAUUUGUGGAUAUCAAAGG
This is a messenger RNA of Pistacia vera, 1424 nucleotides long. RefSeq names its product acetylglutamate kinase, chloroplastic. NCBI's taxonomy places the organism in Eukaryota, Viridiplantae, Streptophyta, Magnoliopsida, Sapindales, Anacardiaceae. Gene Ontology annotation, biological process: L-arginine biosynthetic process. Gene Ontology annotation, cellular component: chloroplast thylakoid; cytoplasm. The record is from RefSeq and is a predicted model, not a curated record. The transcript has a single exon. The coding region runs from base 70 to 1119 and encodes 349 amino acids. Gene Ontology annotation, molecular function: arginine binding; L-glutamate N-acetyltransferase activity, acting on acetyl-CoA as donor; ATP binding.